This is a messenger RNA of Betta splendens (Siamese fighting fish), 3389 nucleotides long. Its product is annotated as electrogenic aspartate/glutamate antiporter SLC25A12, mitochondrial-like. The transcript has 18 exons. The record is from RefSeq and is a predicted model, not a curated record. Gene Ontology annotation, molecular function: L-aspartate transmembrane transporter activity; calcium ion binding; L-glutamate transmembrane transporter activity. Bases 609 to 2651 code for a protein of 680 amino acids. Gene Ontology annotation, biological process: L-glutamate transmembrane transport; aspartate transmembrane transport; malate-aspartate shuttle. Lineage: Eukaryota; Metazoa; Chordata; Actinopteri; Anabantiformes; Osphronemidae.
CAACAACUAUGAGGCAAAAAACAGCAACAAAAUUGUUUUCCUGUUGGAUACAAAGUUUUAAUAAAAUAACCCACAUGAAUCAUUACAGCAUCAGCUGAUUGGUGAGUUUUCUACUGCUGAAUUUACUGCACUGAUCUGUGGCACUUUUUGCGUUUUGCGGCUUGGCUGUUGUUGCUGAGCUCUGCUCCUCUUUUACUGCUUCCUCUUCCUUUUGUUAAACAGCCAAGUAGUCGCACCACUGCAGUAUCCUAUUAGUAGUAGUAUAAAAAGCAUCAGUAAUUUGAGAUAAUGCAGUAUUUUGUAGCAUUAAUCCGAUUAUGAAAUGUAACAAGUAGCUGUAACAGUAAUAUGACCUGAUACAAUAAGGAGUCUAUUAUGACAGAUAAAGGGAGGCUGGCUCCGUCCAGUGUUUGGGGAUGUGUUCUUGCACGCGGAAGCGGCAGAGUGUUUGAGCGCCGUCUCGUCGCCGGACCGGAUCACCGCUGUAGCGUGUGCGUGUAAUCCGAUCUGCUGCGGGCUGCGUCGUUUCGUUUCGUCUCCGCAGCUUCCCACCGGCCCGACGGCGUGCUCGGCGCCGUGCUCCUCACUCUGCGUGACGUCAAACCAGCAUGGCGGUCAAGGUGCAAUCUACUAAACGUGGGGACCCGAGUGAGCUGAAAACUAUCUUCCAGAAGUAUGCCAGCGUGGUGGACAAGGAUGGAGAGAGGUUCAUGACCCCGGGGGACUUUGUCCAGCGGUAUCUGGGACUGCAGACACAGAUUCACCACAACCCUAGAACUGUACAGCUCAUCGCUGCCGUUGCCGACACCACAAAGGACGGACUGAUCUCGUUCCAAGAGUUUUUGGCGUUUGAGUCGGUGUUGUGUGCCCCAGACGCUCUCUUCAUUGUAGCCUUCCAGCUGUUUGACAAGACUGGGACUGGAACUAUUUCCUUUGAAAAUGUGCAGGACAUCUUCAGCCAGACCACAGUGCAUCACCACAUUCCCUUUAACUGGGACUGUGAGUUCAUCCGCCUGCACUUCGGCCACGACCGCAAAAAACUCCUCAGCUACCUCGAAUUCACCCAGUUCCUGCAGGAGCUGCAGUUGGAGCACGCACGCCAGGCGUUUGCACAGAAGGACAAAGAAAAGAACGGCGUCAUCUCCGCCAUGGACUUCAGUGACAUCAUGUCCACCAUCAGACACCACAUGCUCACACCUUUUGUGGAGGAGAACCUUGUGUCUGCUGCGGGUGGUAGCACCUCUCACAUGGUCAGCUUCUCUUACUUUAAUGCCUUCAACUCCCUCCUGAACAACAUGGAGCUGAUCCGUAAGAUCUACAGCACGCUGGCGGGCACGCGGAAGGACACGCUCCUGACCAAAGAGGAGUUUGUUCAUGCUGCCAACAAGUUCGGUCAGAUCACUCCUAUGGAAAUUGACAUCCUGUAUCAGUUGUCAGGCCUGCACUCCCCAUCUGGGCGCCUUAACCUUGCUGAUAUUGAGAGAAUAGCGCCGCUGGAGGAAGGAAGUUUGCCCCACCACCUGGUUGAAAGCCAAAAGCCUCAUGGGGACGGCUCUCGGUCUGUGUGGCUCCAGAUUGCAGAGUCGGCCUACAGGUUCACCCUGGGCUCCAUCGCCGGAGCCACGGGAGCGACGGCCGUGUACCCCAUCGACUUAGUGAAGACUCGUAUGCAGAACCAAAGGUCCACGGGAUCCUUUGUUGGAGAGCUCAUGUACAAGAACAGCUUUGACUGCGCUAAGAAGGUGCUCCGCUAUGAAGGCUUCUUUGGCUUCUACAGAGGUCUGGUUCCUCAGCUUAUAGGUGUGGCACCUGAGAAGGCUAUUAAACUCACAGUGAAUGACUUCGUAAGAGACAAGUUCACCGAGAAAGAUAACACAAUUCCUUUAUUUGCUGAGAUUCUGGCUGGUGGCUGUGCCGGAGCGUCUCAGGUGAUCUUUACCAACCCUCUUGAGAUUGUGAAGAUUCGUCUGCAGGUGGCAGGUGAGAUCACCACCGGCCCGCGGGUCAGUGCGCUCAGCGUGGUCCGUGACCUGGGCUUCUUUGGACUCUACAAGGGUGCUAAAGCUUGUUUCCUAAGAGACAUCCCCUUCUCAGCCAUUUACUUCCCCGUGUAUGCCCACACUAAAGCCCAGCUAGCCGAUGACCAGGGCAGGGUGGGACCUUUGCAGCUUCUCACUGCUGGAGCAAUUGCAGGCAUCCCUGCUGCAUCCCUCGUGACUCCUGCUGAUGUCAUCAAGACACGCCUCCAAGUCGCAGCUAGGGCAGGACAGACCACCUACUCAGGGGUCAUAGAUUGCUUCAGGAAGAUAAUGAAAGAGGAGGGGUUCAGGGCUUUGUGGAAGGGGGCCGGAGCUCGUAUGUGCCGGUCUUCCCCUCAGUUUGGUGUGACCCUGGUGACGUAUGAGCUUUUACAGCGGUGGUUCUAUGUUGACUUCGGAGGACAUCGCCCGACAGGAUCUGAGCCCACGCCCAAGUCUCGCAUCUCAGAGCUUCCUCCCAUCCACGCAGACCACGUUGGAGGCUACCGUCUGGCUGCAGCGACCUUUGCCGGGGUGGAGAACAAAUUUGGCCUUCACCUGCCCAAAUUUAAGUCUUCCGGUGUGGUUUCAAUACACCAUUCAGAGCCAACCGCGACGGCUAAAGCCCCAUAAAGGUCUGCAUGCCGUCUCACUCUACCAUCCCCCUUCUCCUCUACCAGGAGCCAGACACUUAGAUACACAAUCCAAACACGCACAGUUAACACACACUCCACAAAUCGGGGCCAUUAAAGUAGGAGGAAACGCAGGUCCAUGGUGAGCUCCGCUAGUCCUCAGUCAGAGGUGGAGUGCUGGCAGCAGCUGUGGACGUAGCUGAACAGGCAGCAAAGAGACCAGAGCACAGACUGUGCUGUAUCUUCAGUGGCUGCUUGUUCCUGGCCUCUCCAUUCUUUGUGUUCUUCUCUACAGCAUUUGUAUAAAACGGAGCUUUGGGCGCUCCUCAUGAGUAGCUAUGAUUUUUAUUUUGUUCUGUCUGAAACUGUUUGAGUAGGACAUCUUUCAUAUUGGACAGCUGGCAUAGAAACAGUUAGAAUGACCAGGACAGCGUGUCUUCACUCUUGAUUGAUCCGCACACGGCAGGCUAGCGCUGUACAUAUUGUAUAACUGCAGUGAAGAAAAUGUUACAAGACAAAGCUCCGUAACAUUCAGUCAGCAUCAUUAUACAGUAACUGUAAUGUUCUGACAAUGUGGGACCUGGUCUCUGAGAAUCAAUCUUAAUAAUGUAUAGAACAUUCAAUUAAGUGUUUUCUUGAUAAACCAAAAAUGAGCAGAGAAUUAGGUAUUAUAAAUUAAAUGUAUCUCAAAUCAGUCUGUAUUUUAUUGAAAUAAAUCAUCCAUAUGGUUUAAAUUUUA